AUGGUUGGGGGUUGGGGGGGUCUCUGUCCAUCUCUCACCUCCCCCCUUUGUUCCAGGGGCUCCCCGGACUGGCUGCCCCUCCUGCGGUCACUCCCCGGGGGUGGGGCUGAGGAGGGGGCCCCCUCCAGCCCUUUGUCCCCCCGGCCCUGCCAGCCCCGGCGCCACAUCGUCUUCCUGAAGACGCACAAGACGGGCAGCAGCACCAUUGUGAACCUGCUGCACCGGUUCGGGGAGACACGGGGCCUGCGCUUCGCCCUGCCCCCCCGCUACCAGUUCGGGUACCCACACCCCUUCCAGGCCCGGCGGGUGAAGGGCUACAGGCCGGGGGGGCCCAGCUUCGACAUCCUCUGCCACCACAUGCGCUUCGACCUGCCCGAGGUGCAGAAAGUGAUGCCCCCCGACAGCUUCUACUUCUCCAUCGUGAGGGACCCGGGGUCGCUGGCUGAAUCCGCCUUCUCCUACUACCGGGGGGUGGCGCCGGCUUUCCGCCGGGCGGGCUCGCUGGCCCAGUUUCUGGUGGCGCCCGAGCGCUUCUACGACCCGGCCGAGCGGGGCAACCACUACGCCCGCAACCUGCUGUGGUUCGACUUCGGGCUGGCGCCGCCGGCCACACCGGGCCCCGAGGCUAUGCGGGCGGUGCUGGCCCGGCUGGACCGGACCUUCCCGCUGGUGCUGCUGACGGAGCACUUUGACGAGUCGCUGGUGCUGCUGCGGGAGGCGCUGUGCUGGGCGGAGGAGGACGUGGACGCCUUCCGGCACAACGGGCGCAACCCCCGGGCCGUGCGGCCCCUGGACCCCGCCCAGGCCGCCCGGCUGCGGGCCUGGAACGCCCUGGACUGGCAGCUCUACGCCCACUUCAACCGCAGCUUCUGGCGCCGCGUGGAGGCCUUCGGGCCGGCUCGGCUGCGGGCCGAGGUGGCCCGGCUGCGGGAGCGGCGCCGGGCGCUGGCCGAGCACUGCCUGCAGGGCGGGGGCCCCGUGGAGGCGGCCAGCAUCCCCGACAAGCAGAUCCGCCCCUUCCAGUUCGGCCAGGCGCAGAUCCUGGGCUAUGCGCUGCGGCCGGGGCUGGGGCCCGCCGACCAGCAACUCUGCACCCGCAUGGUCACCCCCGAGCUGCAGUACAAGGACAGGCUGGACGCCCGACAGUUUGGGGCCAACAGCUCAGAGGGCGCGGCCGGGAGGGGGGGCAGGUAGCCGGGGGCCGCCUCUCCCCACCCCUGCCCACGGUACGGACCCCCUGGACCAGACAGAUGUGGGGGGAAUGCGGUACAUACCCUCAUGGGGACCCCACAGAUCCGGCCCCCCGGCACAGACACGGGUAGAUAGGGGGCACAGCCCCCAGCACAGACAUGGGGAGCAAUGGGGCACAAAACUGUUGUAUCACCCAGGCAAGGUACUAACAAACUUCAACAGGACUUUAUUUUUACAGUGGAAACCUCUUUACCAAGCUGCUGCUGCU
Messenger RNA from Terrapene triunguis (Three-toed box turtle), 1459 nucleotides. Its product is annotated as galactose-3-O-sulfotransferase 4-like. Gene Ontology annotation, cellular component: membrane. The record is from RefSeq and is a predicted model, not a curated record. Gene Ontology annotation, biological process: glycolipid biosynthetic process. NCBI's taxonomy places the organism in Eukaryota, Metazoa, Chordata, Testudines, Emydidae. Gene Ontology annotation, molecular function: galactosylceramide sulfotransferase activity. The transcript is spliced from 2 exons. Bases 1 to 1194 code for a protein of 397 amino acids.